This is a messenger RNA of Dissoconium aciculare CBS 342.82, 1614 nucleotides long. Its product is annotated as Rft-1-domain-containing protein. Gene Ontology annotation, cellular component: endoplasmic reticulum membrane. The record is from RefSeq and is a predicted model, not a curated record. The transcript is spliced from 3 exons. Lineage: Eukaryota; Fungi; Ascomycota; Dothideomycetes; Mycosphaerellales; Dissoconiaceae. Gene Ontology annotation, biological process: glycolipid translocation; dolichol-linked oligosaccharide biosynthetic process. The coding region runs from base 1 to 1614 and encodes 537 amino acids.
AUGGCAGAUAAAUCAAGCGAUGCGGUUGCGGCUUCGGCGAAAGGCGCCACUUUUCUCAUCCUGUUGCAGAUCGGAUCCCGAGCGCUCACGUUCGCGUUGAAUCAGGUCCUGUUACGCUUCUUGUCGCCCGAACUAUUGGGCGCUGCACUUCAAUUGGAAGUCUUCAUCAUCACGGCCCAUCAUUUCGCCCGAGAAAGUCUGCGUGUGGCUUGUCAACGGCAGAGUCAUGGAGGUGUCCAGUCUGCCAUCAAUUUGUCUUACCUGGGCAUUGGAAGUGGGCUGAUAUUCGCGCUGGGCCUGGGAGAAUGGUUUUUAUAUGCUGGCCAUCCGAAUAUCCCAUACUUUUCUCAGGCGAUUCGGAUCUGCGAGGUGGCGGCUAUAAUCGAGCUCCUCUCUGAACCUGCGUUUGUCGUCGUGCAACAGAGGAUGCUUUACAAAGUUCGCGCUUCGGCGGAGGCCUCGGCGGUGGUGCUCAAGACCAUCGCGACAGCCGCGACGGUCUUCUGGGCACAUCACCAGGGCAUUGAGCUUGGUGUUCUCCCUUUUGCGAUUGGAGAGUUCGCAUACUGUGCGACGCUGACGGUCGUCUAUCUUUGGCGAACAUCUGCCGUUGCCCAGCUCGAGAAAUUCUCCCUGAUCCUGCGCCAGAUCAAGCCCAGCUCUCCCAAUGAAUAUUACUUCGCUACGCUCUCCAAGCCAUUGGUAAAUCUCAGCCUGUCGUUAUAUGUCCAAUCAGGCAUCAAAUACCUCCUCACCCAAGGCGACACUUUCGUGAGUGCUAGAUUUGCAACGCUUGAGGACCAGGGCAUGUAUGCGCUGUCUGCCAAUUAUGGUGGUCUGAUAGCGCGCAUGCUUCUCCGACCCAUCGAAGACAGUUCCCGUAAUCUGUUUGCCUCUCUGUGUCACAAUUCUCAGGAGGCAAAGAAAGAGAAAACCGACGACAAGAAGACCAACGACGAUGCUGCCCUGCCACAGCUCAAACAAGCCUCUUCAAUACUACAGUCUGUACUACGUUUCUACUGCAUCGUCUCUCUCCUCGCUGUGGCCAUCGGCCCAACCGCCGCACCGCUUCUCCUACGGCUGGUCGCCGGAUCUCGCUGGUCCGACUCGGGUGCAGGCGAAGUCCUCGCAACAUACUGCUACAGCAUACCGUUACUCGCAAUCAACGGUGUCAGCGAAGCAUUUGUCGCCGCCGCAGCUUCUGCACCCGAACUACGCAGGCAAAGUCUCUGGAUGGCGGCCUUUUCCAUCGGCUUCGCCGCGAGCACAUGGGUUUUCCUAUCGGUCUUACAGAUGGGAGCCAAGGGCUUGGUGCUUGCGAAUUGCGUCAAUAUGGGAUUGCGGAUUAUCUUCAAUCUGGAGUUUGCAGCACGAUACUUCAAGAAUGAGCGCGUGGGGUUUGCUGUGACGGAUCUUCUGCCAGGUGCGUUGGCGGUCGCAUUCACGGCUGUGGUGGGGAGUGCCGUGAGGGCUACGGAAGGAGCAUUGAGCAGAUAUGGCCUGCUCGGGGAGAUCCUUCGAGUGGGUACACUUGCGGGGCUUCUCGUUCUGCUUGUGGCUUUCGCUGAACGCAAAUUCCUACUGGGAGUGUAUCGGCAGGUCCGAUCAAGGUAG